Molecule: messenger RNA, 587 nt
Organism: Schistosoma mattheei
Lineage: Eukaryota; Metazoa; Platyhelminthes; Trematoda; Strigeidida; Schistosomatidae
Source: the annotation of a GenBank genome assembly
AUGACGUCUGUAAGUUUACCACUACCAGUGUGUACUACUAAUUCUACUGUGAAAAAUUUAAAUGGAUCACAACAACAGGAGGGAUUUUCCAAUGCUCACUGUAGACGACAAAACAAUAAUAAUAUACCUUCGAACAUUGGCAACAUUUCAGUUUGUUCAGUGGGUACUUUCAAUUCAGUAAAACAAGCAGGUUCGAAUUCCCAAUUGUCAUGUAAUAAAUCUCGUUGUUGUACAAAUGGUCAAAUGGCACCAGGAGCAGUGACGACUAUAACACCAUCAGAUUCAUCAUUAUCAUCAUUAUACCCAGGUACAGAAUUAGUCAACGGAAAACCAGUUGUAGCUAAAUGGCGUCGUGCAUGCAGCUUUUACUUACGUGGACAUUGUAAAAAAGAAGAUUGUGAAUUUGCACAUGAUUUAACAAAAGUGACUUGUAAAUUCUGGGAGAUGGGUGAGUGUUUCAAAGGAUCCACCUGUCCAUUUCUACACGGUUAUCCACCAGAAUUGAAUAUUGAGCAGCAGCAUUCAUAAGUAAUAAACUGGAAUACGCGUGUGUGUACAUGGGCAGCUUUUAGUGUGUUCAUUUCCCU